Molecule: messenger RNA, 2095 nt
Organism: Setaria italica (foxtail millet)
Lineage: Eukaryota; Viridiplantae; Streptophyta; Magnoliopsida; Poales; Poaceae
Exons: 4
Coding region: 386-1690 (434 amino acids)
Source: RefSeq, a predicted model, not a curated record
UUUAAUCGUUUUCCACUUUUCCUCCUCGUCUUCUGGGCUCUGGCUGCCAACUCCAAGAGCGGCCUGCCAAUCCGAGGAGUGAGGGAGAGGGAGACGCGCAACUGGUGCGCAAAUGUCAAUCCGAUGGUACCGCCGCGGUUCUUCUCCUCGUCGGCCGGUCGCGCUGGAGCUCCGCCGGUCCUCCUUGUCCAUUGGCUGCCAACCCCAAGAGUAACCACCAAUCCAAGGAGUGAGCAAGGGGGUGCACGAGUGGCAAAGCAUCAAUCCGACGGCACCACUGCUCUUCUCCUCGCUAACCCCCAAUGGUGAUAACAUGAUAUCGAUGUGAAGUUUUGUGGCACUUGUAUCCCUUACAAGUAAGUGUUCGGGUGAUCCUUUUGAGCAAAUGGAAGGCACUAACCAACCCCCUGGAAGCAGGAUGCAAGGGGCUCCCUUUGGCAGUUUAGACUUACAUGGCAACUCUAUGGAAACACAUGCUCCAAACUUAGGAAAGCAGAUCUUUAUCAACUCUCAAAUACCUGGGACCCUCACAAUGAACAGGGCUUCAGAGCCUGAUGACUUUCCUGGGUUUCAGUUCAAAGAAGAUGGAAGGAGUGAUAAGAACCACCAUCAGCACAGUCAUCACUCAAAGAACGGCUUGAUUGAUGACGAGGGACAUUAUAUGACUGAAGAUGCUACCAAUACCCCCAGUGUCAAAGGCAAGAAGGCCUCUAUGUGGCAUCGCAUGAAGUGGACAGAUUCAAUGGUAAAGCUUUUGAUUACAGCAGUGUCUUACACUGGAGAUGAUCAUGGUGCUGAUUUAGGUGGUGGCAGGAGGAACUCUACAAUAAUGCAGAAGAAGGGCAAAUGGAAGGCGAUAUCGAAGGUCAUGGGGGAGAGAGAUUGCCAUGUGUCACCACAACAGUGCGAGGAUAAGUUCAAUGACCUUAACAAGAGGUACAAAAGGCUGAUAGACAUCCUUGGUAGGGGUACUGCUUGCGAUGUUGUGGAAAAGCCAGAACUUCUUGAUAGCAUGAAUCAUCUUUCUGAUAAGAUGAAAGAUGAUGUGAAGAAGCUACUUAACUCAAAACAACUGUUCUUUGAAGAGAUGUGUUCCUACCAUAACAACAACCGUAGGAAAUUGCCUGAAGAUCAUGCACUUCAGCAUUCACUACUGCUUGCUCUCAGAUGUAAAGAGGACCAUGAUCCUCUGAGGGAUGCAAGUGGAGAUGCUGAUGAAGAUGAUCAAAGUGCGGAUUCUGAUCAUGAGGAGAAUGAUGAUGAAGAGCAACAUCCUGUGCAUACAAACAUGAGGGAGCCCUCCAUGGACAAAAGGGCUCGCCACGGCGAUGCAGCUUUGCUCACCUCAAGCUCUCAUGAAGGUAUUAAGAGGUCUGAUCCCCAUGGCAUAACAGUGGACAUCAACAAGGCUUUCCCAGAUGGAACCAACUGGGCUUUGUUGCAACAGGACUUGGCUUCACAAUCACUAGAGGUCCGGAAACGUCUCUUGCAGAUUGAAGAAAAGAACCUGGAACUCAAAAAGCAGUGUGUUAAGUGGGAGCGAUUCAGGAAGAAGAAGGAUAGGGAGAUAGAAAGGAUGGCGAUGGAGAAUGAGCAUAUGAUGAUUGAGAAUAAGCAAUUGGAACUUGAGCUAAGACAGAAGGAGCUAGAGUUAGAGCUUAAGCUAAAAGGCCAGGCCAAUCAUGCAUGACCUUUGGUUGAUCAAAGCUUCUAUUCUGAAGUUGUUUCAGGUCGCAGAUGGCUUCUGAUUCAGAACGGAGUUGCGCUUCUGGAAGAGUUAAAGGUGGCGGGUUAUCAGAGUACUCGGAUAACCAUUUCUGUGCAUAUUACUUAGUUCUGUGUGGUGUACUGGUUGGGCCUCCUGCUUGUAACAUUCCCCUCUUGGGCAGUAGCAGUAUCAGGCUUGAUGUGCUGUGUCUGUAAGGCCGUAACUUGAACUAUGUCGUGGUACCUUUUCCUCUUCAGCUUUUAAUCUUUUAUGUCAGGGUGUUAAAAGAACCUGAAGAGUAACAGUUUUAGCUGAAGGAAGAAAUCUGGGGUUCAAGAAUGGAGUAAAAAGGAGGAAUAAUAAUAAUUAAUCAUGUGCCAUUGCAAA